Messenger RNA from Linum trigynum, 6882 nucleotides. The record is from the annotation of a GenBank genome assembly. Lineage: Eukaryota; Viridiplantae; Streptophyta; Magnoliopsida; Malpighiales; Linaceae.
CAUUUCCCAUCUUCUUCUUUCUUUCUUCACGUAUCGGGAGAAAAACAGACGAGCAAGAGGCGCACAGAGCAUCGCCAGGAGAAUUUCCAAAGCUCAAAUUCUUGAGCUACAGUGAUCCAAAAAUCCCGUAAGUAAUGCCUAAUUCAUCCAUUCAUCGUGAUUUAUCGAUUUAGAGCUUUAAAACGAGUUUUUGGUUCAGGAAUUUCUUGAAUUCUCGAUAAGCCAAAUUAGGGUUUCGGAGUAUCCGGAAGCCGGAUUGAGCCCAAAUUUCAUAUACGAGCUUCCUGCAGCGAGGUAAUCAAUCCUCUAGUUCUAAUCCCUGAAUUUCGGCUAUUAUUUAGGCCGGGGUCCAAACCGCUGAAUUUAGCUCCGGCCAGGGUUUGAUGUGUUUUUAUCGAGAAUUUGACCCGGAGCCUAGAACUAAUAUUGACGGGGAUACUGCAGGGGAUAUUAGGACGGUCUCGGAUUUUAAUUCGGGGUUCGUUCGUGAAAUUGACGUUUUAGUAUGGGAGGCUAGAACCGGUGUUUGAACGACCAGAACUGGUGAGGGAUUAGCACGGCAUACCGGGUUUGUCGUAUCACGAUAAUUAUAUUAAUGCUUAGAAUUGACCUAGGUGAACUAGAAUGGCAUGAUUAGGGGUGUAUGGACUUUUGUGCUAUAUGAUAAACCCUGGACUACUGUAUGAUAUUAUUGACUUGCCCUAAUCGAUAUGAACCUUGUUUAUAUGGAUGAUUGCCUACAUGUUGCCAUUUGUGGCUUAACUGUUGAUAUGACUUUAUGGUUGUUCGAUAAGGGCUUUUGACAUGAUGUGAUAUUGUGGUUGUUUUUGGAUUCACAAGUGGGGAAAAUAAACUUCCCAGGGUGAUAUUAUGAUGUUUAAGGAGGAUGACUUGCACGAGGGUUUAUCCCGAGGAAAUGCAAUUAUACGACUCCUGAUUUACCUAUGUUGAGCCAAUUGUGGCCAGGUCAAGUACAUGUGCAAGUAAUGAAGUAUGAUUAAGCAAAAUGAGAUAUGAAUCAUGUAUAAGGAUACCAAAUAUGAGUGUUGUGGUCUCACGGUCAACUACAUAGUAAUUAGGGCUCCCUAUGCUAUUACUCUAUUAUGAUAUGUAUGAUAGUCACACCUCUCAUGUGGUGGUGACUGAAGAAUUCUUAUGAGAUAUGACCACACCCAGAGCGGUGUCGGGGUAUGACUACACCCAUAGUGGUGUGGGGUAUGUAUGACCACAUCCGACGGGAUGUUGGGGUAUGUAUGACUACAUCCGACGGGAUGUGGGGUAUGUUUCCCGGGAGAGUUAUUAGCAUGGGAGUAGCCAGGCGCCUAUAAGUAAAACAUGAUAAGAUGCAUAUGCAUAAGUCAAGGUGGUUGAGUCUUUUGCCUAUUGGGAUAUGAGGACGGCUGAGGUCCGAUCCUAGUGUUUUGGCUUGAUUGUUAGAUGUAUGGUAGGGGUAUGCUCUGUUAUGAACUCACGAUGCUAUGAUUAUCUCACUCAGCUAUGAGCUGACCCUCUUUUAUUCUUCUUCUCUGCUUAUGCUAUGUGUAAGCAGAUCAUCAGCAGCAGCAGUAGAUAAGUGUUAGGUGGGAGAGGAGCUAGAGUUGAAGCCAGGAUGAGGUAUGGUCUUCAACUAUUCUGUGCUUGGACUACUACUCGGGAUUUUGGCCAGUGAUCCACACCUUUUUGUAAAAGAAUGUUUUGAGAACGUUUUUCAUGUGCAUACUAGCUUCUGAUCUAGUGUGAGAUAUCCACAGGUGUGGAAAGUUAAUGAUAUGUGUAUAUGUUGUGUAACUAUGUAAGUUGUGACGAUUAUGGUAUGUAUAAGUUCGGUAUGCAGUUGUGUAGUAUGAAACUGUGACUAUGGCUAUGUAAGUCCAUGUAUAUGGUUUGAGUAUAUAUGUUUGUGAUGAAUUAUUUUGCAGGACAAGUUGCAAGAACUGUUAGCCCAUUACGCGAGUAAUUCAUGUCGAAAUUUUAUUUAGGUAAAUUUUGAUAAUUAAUGUAACACCCGAGAUUAUUUCCGCUGCAAUUGUAUGAACAAUAUGAUUAGGCAAAACGUAUAGGGUAGGGUGUUACAGUUUGGUAUCAGAGCCCGGUUCCCUCUUUUUGUUGUUAUGGCGUACUAUACCCUAUGGGAGGUUAAACACUCCUAAGGAGGGGAGUGCCCCAUAAUGACUUAAACUGGGAAUUGAGUUUGACAUGAUUAUGUGUUUUGGUAUAUUGGAUGAAAUUAUCUGCAUCAUGGUUUUCAAAAUUGAGUUUUGAAUGUAUUUGUUUUCAAGUAAUUAUUUAGGGAAAAUUUUGUUUUAACCAAGUGAGAGAUUUGGUGAAGAAUGAAUUUUGUGUGGAUCAAUCUAAGGCCAAUAUUUCCUUGUAGCUCGCACGGAAGUUGUGAAAAUGUUCCUACUGACCAGUCGAGAGGAGUGGGGGCGGUUGAUGCAAGACCGCCAGUAUUAGAUUAUGCAAAGAUGAAGAGUUUGGGUGGUAGGGACUUUAAGGGAGAUGUGAGCCCAGAUGCUGUAGUAGAGUGGUUGAGAGAGAUGGAAGAUGUGUUUGAAUAUCUUUAUGCAACCCCAGAGGAAAAAGUGCAAUAUGUUGUUUUUCUCCUAAAGGGGUAUGCGAGGAGCUGGUGGUCCUCAGUCUCUAGAGUUAAUGGUGAACGAGUUCAGUUCACCUGGGAGGAGUUUCUGAAGGCCUUUAAGACAGAGUUUCUUCCCGAAGCUUUUAUCAGGGCAAAGAACAAUGAAUUUUCCAACCUUAAGCAGGAGAAUAUGACAGUUACUGAGUACACCAUCAAGUUUGUUCGACUGCUUUACUUUGAGGAUGGGUUGGCGGAUACUGAGCAUAAGAAGAAGAUGAGAUACUUGCAUGGUCUGCGCAUAGGAUUGAAAGAAAAGAUCCACAGGGUUGAUGAAGAGAGCAUGGCCACAAUCAAGGAGGCAGCACUUAAGUAUGAAGCCUAUGAAGUUGAGAGCCGAGAGGAACACAAGGCCAGAGAAGAGGAGAAGAAGAGGAAGUUUGGAGUAAAUUAUGCUGGACCUCGUUACCCACCCAGGAGAGGUCCUAGCAGUUUUGGGAGAACACCAAGUCAAUCUAUGUCGGGAACAUCAUACAGGGCACCAAUAUCCUCAGCCACACAAUUUCCAUUUUGUCAAGUUUGUCAGAAGAGGCAUAUUGGAGAGUGUAGGAGAUUUUCUGGUGUAUGCUUUCACUGCGGCCAACCUGGGCACAUCAUGAGGGAUUGCCCGCAUGCGAGAGAAGUAAGAGCUACACAGUCCGAGCCUUCAGUGCAAAUGAGUAGAGCCCCAUUCAGGGGUGGUUACCAGGGAGGCCGUAGUGGAUUUCAGAGUGGUCGUGGUGGUUCACAGGGUGGUAGAGGUGGUGGUCGAAAUCAGCCAUCAGGAAGUGGUACGCAGGGUACCAGAGCACAGGGAGCACCGAGGGUUUAUGCAAUGACUCGAGGUGAGGCAGAAGUGGCACCAGAAGUUGUGACUGGUAUGCUUUCUAUCCUUGGCAAGCAAUUAUAUGCUUUGAUCGAUACUGGUUCCUCUCACUCAUUCAUGUCAUAUACGUUUGCACAUAUGCUACGCUUAGUUCCAGAUAAGCUAGGUUAUACCUUAUGUGUUAAAACACCUGUGGGAGAUACCUUGAAGGUAGACUCAGUUAUUAGAAGUUCCUUCAUUUGUGUGGAAGGAGCUUUCCUAGCAGCAGAUUUAAUUCUGCUACCUUUUGAUGAAUUUGAUGUCAUCCUUGGAAUGGACUUUCUGGCAACACAUGGAGCUGUUGUGGAUUGUCAAAAGAAAGAAGUGUUAUUUAACACACCAGAUAAAGGUCAUGUUGUAUUUCGAGGCAUUAAGAAAAAGGAGACUCAUGGUUUUCUUUCUGCCUUGGAAGCUUUUCGAUUAGUGAAGGAAGGUUGUGAAGCCUUUCUUGCUCAAGUUACUGUAGUAAUUGAUAAGAAGGUUGAGGAUGUAGAGGUGGUAAGGGAGUUUCCUGAUGUAUUCCCCGAAGAACUUCCCGGCCUUCCACCAGAAAGGGAAGUAGAGUUUGAUAUUGAAUUGGUACCUGGCACAACACCAAUUUCAAUGGCACCAUAUAGAAUGGCACCAAUUGAGCUGAAGGAGCUUAAAGAACAAUUGCAAGAAUUGUUAGACAAGGGGUUUAUUCGACCUAGCAUCUCACCUUGGGGUGCACCGGUUUUGUUUGUCAAGAAGAAAGAUGGUUCCAUGAGAAUGUGCAUUGACUACCGGAGGUUGAAUAAGGCGACAGUGAAGAAUCGUUAUCCCCUUCCAAGAAUAGAUGAUUUGUUUGAUCAAUUGCAGGGUGCAUCAGUCUUUUCUAAGAUUGAUUUGAGAUCUGGAUACCAUCAAUUGAAAGUGGCAGAUGGGGCAACCUCAAAGACAGCUUUUAGAACAAGAUAUGGGCAUUAUGAGUUCCUGGUAAUGCCUUUUGGACUCACUAAUGCACCAGCGGUAUUUAUGGCUCUUAUGAACAGAGUUUUCCAUGAAUAUCUUGAUAAGUUUGUGAUUGUGUUCAUAGAUGAUAUUCUCAUCUAUUCUAAAAGCGAGGAGGAGCACAAAACUCACCUUAGAAUUGUGUUGCAAAUUCUAAGGGAGAAACAAUUAUAUGCAAAAUUCUCAAAAUGUGAGUUUUGGCUGAAGGAGGUAAUAUUUCUGGGACACGUAAUUUCUGGAAGAGGUGUCGAGGUGGAUCCGAAAAAGGUGGAAGCAGUGGUGAGUUGGACUCCACCAAAAGAUGUGUCGGAGUUGAGAAGUUUUCUUGGCAUGGCUGGUUAUUAUCGGCGGUUUGUCGAAGGAUUUUCUAAAAUUGCUGCACCAUUGACUAAACUGUUGAGGAAGAAUACUAAGUAUGUUUGGGAUGAAUCAUGUCAAAAGAGUUUUGAUGAACUGAAAAAGAGAUUGACCACAGCACCAGUACUUGCACUACCUUCAAAUCAGGGAGAGUUUGUGGUGUAUAGUGAUGCCUCGUAUCAAGGAUUGGGCUGUGUGUUAAUGCAAGAUGGAAGAGUUAUCGCAUAUGCCUCUAGGCAAUUGCGUCCUCAUGAAGUAAAUUAUCCCACUCAUGACUUAGAAUUGGCAGCGGUGGUAUUUGCUCUCAAGAUUUGGCGACAUUAUUUGUAUGGUGAGACUUUUAAAAUUCUAACUGAUCACAAAAGCUUGAAGUAUAUUAUGGAUCAAAAGGAUUUAAAUAGUCGCCAGAGGAGAUGGAUAGAGUUGUUGAAAGAUUAUGAUUGUACCAUUGAUUACCAUCCAGGUAAAGCUAAUGUAGUUGCUGAUGCUCUGAGCAGAAAGGGGAAGAAGAAUAUAAAUGAUCUGGUUGAUUUGAGGGCAAUGAAUGUGGAUUUGGAAGUGGAUGGUGUGACAGGGUUACUAGCUCGGUUGAACAUUCGACCUUUGUUGCACGACAAAAUUCGUGAGAAGCAGAAGGAGGACCCAGAGUUGGUAAAAAUCAUUCAAGACAUUCAGGAAGGAAAAGAAAGCCCAUUUGAAAUGGUAGAUGGCAUGUUGAAGAUGAAUGGAAGAGCAUGUGUUCCUAAUGUUGAUAAUUUGAGGAAAGAGAUCCUAGAUGAAGCUCAUUCUUCUGCUUAUGCUAUGCACCCAGGAGCAACUAAAAUGUAUCACACGAUCAAACCAUAUUUUUGGUGGCGUGGGAUGAAAAAGGAAGCGGCUGAACAUGUUUUCACAUGUCUGGUAUGUCAGAAAGUUAAGGCAGAACAUCAAGCUCCGGUGGGAAAACUGCAACCACUUCCAAUUCCAGAAUGGAAGUGGGAAAGAAUCACAAUGGAUUUUGUAUAUGGUCUCCCAUCAUCAAGGGGAAAAGAUGCAGUAUGGGUUAUUGUGGACCGACUGACCAAAUCGGCUCACUUUUUACCCAUUAGAUGGAAACCAUCACUGGAGACUUUGUCUCAACUAUAUAUUAAGGAGAUCGUCAGAUUGCAUGGUGUGCCAAUUUCUAUUGUCUCUGAUCGAGACCCGAGCUUCACAUCUCGGUUUUGGCAAAGUUUACAUGAUGCCUUGGGAACUAAAUUACAUUUUACUUCAGCUUAUCAUCCUCAAACAGAUGGGCAGAGUGAACGAACCAUCCUAACCUUGGAGGAAUUACUUCGAUCAUGUGUAAUGCAAUGGGAGGAAUCAUGGAUUGACCAUUUGCCCUUAAUUGAGUUUGCUUACAACAACCAGUACCAUAGUAGCUUGGGUGUUCCACCAUAUGAAGCACUUUAUGGGAGGAAGUGUAGAACACCAUUAUGUUGGGAUGUAGAAGGAGCAAGGCAAAUCUCAGGGCCAGAGAUAGUUCAGAUCACAGUUGACAAGGUCAAGGAAAUCAGGGAGCGUUUGAGGGUGGCUCAAGAUCGACAGAAAGUUUAUGUUGACACGAGUAGGCGUGAAGUUAAUUUCGAAGUGGGUGAGAAAGUAUUUCUCAAAGUGUCACCUUGGAAAGGCGUAAUGAGAUUUGGUAAGAAAGGGAAACUUGCACCUCGGUAUAUUGGGCCAUAUGAAAUCACAGAGAAGAUUGGACCAGUGGCUUAUAAGUUAGCAUUGCCUCCAGAACUAUCCCAAAUCCACAAUGUAUUUCAUGUUAGUAUGCUGAAGAAGUACAAAGUGGAUCCUUCCCAUGUUAUACAACCGGAAGAGAUCGAGUUGGGUUCAGAUUUGACUUUUGAGGAGGUUCCAGUUGAGAUUAUUGAUUUUCAGAUUAAGAAUCUUCGUAGGAAGGAAAUCCCAAUGUUGAAAGUGGUUUGGAGAAAUCAAGAAAGUGAGAGUGCUACCUGGGAAACUGAAGCAAGUAUGCGAGAGAAGUACCCUGAGUUAGUAGCAACCUACUUUGCAGGUUAACAAUCUUGCUUAAUAAGUUAUGUUUUGAACU